Messenger RNA from Oncorhynchus masou masou (cherry salmon), 1893 nucleotides. Its product is annotated as zinc finger protein OZF-like. Gene Ontology annotation, cellular component: nucleus. The record is from RefSeq and is a predicted model, not a curated record. Gene Ontology annotation, biological process: regulation of transcription by RNA polymerase II. Bases 110 to 1738 code for a protein of 542 amino acids. The transcript is spliced from 3 exons. Lineage: Eukaryota; Metazoa; Chordata; Actinopteri; Salmoniformes; Salmonidae. Gene Ontology annotation, molecular function: DNA-binding transcription factor activity, RNA polymerase II-specific; RNA polymerase II cis-regulatory region sequence-specific DNA binding.
AUAAAUACAUUUGAUUUGAUUACUAUUGGGACCAUCUUUGCCUAAACCCUAAACUAACACUAAUCUUAACCAAUUUACAUUUAUACUUUAUAGAGGUGUGGACAUCCCAAUGAUCCCGAAUAGCACAGACCCUCUGGGAAGGUCUAUGAACUGCUCUAUUCGAAUGAAAGGACAUCCCAAGUUGUCUGAUGUGGAACUGGACAACGCUAGCCCGUUCCCCUGCACCCUCCCGGAGUCCCCGUGUCAAACGCCUCCUAGUUCCGCUUUACUGCGGGGUCUGGUCGACUGCAGGAAAACACCGGGGCAGAGUGGAACUGAGACAGGAGAAAAGAAAGAAGAUGGAGAAUUGAUUUCAUUAAGUAAGAACCAUGGGGACAGCCCGAACCGUUGCUCUCUCAGUGGGAGGGGCUUAUCAUCUGGGGAGCCUCGACAACAUCAUGAUGCUGACAAGAAAGAGAAGAGUCUCUCCAGGCCAGAACACCUCAAGAAACACCAGCAGAGACUUACAGGGAAGAAACCUCACCACUGCUGCUUUGACUGUGGGAAGAGUUCUGCUAAACAGAGGGAAUUGGUCAUUUACAAGCAGAUUCACACUGGGAGGAAAAUGUACCGCUGCUCUCAGUGUGGGAAGAGUUUUGCUGCAUCUAAAACCUUACAAUCUCAGAGAAUUCAUACAGGGGAGAGGCCUUACCCCUGCUUUGAUUGUGGGAAGAGCUUCAGUCAAUCAGGAGCCCUGACUACACACCAACGCAUACACACAGGAGAGAAGCCUUAUAGCUGUGUUCAGUGUGGGAAGAGCUUUGCUCUAUCCGGAAACCUGAGUACGCACCAGCGUGUACACACAGGAGAGAAGCCUUAUAGCUGUGAUCAGUGUGGGAAAAGCUUCAACCAAUCAGGAAACCUGACUACGCACCAGCGUGUACACACAAGAGAGAAGCCUUAUAGCUGUGAUCACUGUGGGAAGAGCUUUGCUCUAUCCGGGAACCUGACUAGACACCAGCGCAUACACACAGGAGAGAAGCCUUAUAGCUGUGAUCAGUGUGGGAAGAGUUUCAAUCAAUCAGGAGAACUGACUAGACACCAACGCAUACACACAGGAGAGAAGCCUUAUAGAUGUGAUCAGUGUUGGAAGAGCUUUGCUCUGUCUGAAGACCUGACUAGACACCAGCGCAUACACACAGGAGAGAAGCCUUAUAGCUGUGAACAGUGUGGGAAGAGCUUCAUGGAUUCUGGUAGUCUGACUAGACACCAGCGCAUACACACAGGAACAAAGCCUUAUAGCUGUGAUCAGUGUGGUAAGAGCUUCAUGGAUUCUGGUAGUCUGACUAGACACCAGCGCAUACACACAGGAGCAAAGCCUUAUAGCUGUGAUCAAUGCGGGAAGAGUUUUGCUCAAUAUUCCACUCUGACUGCACACCAACGCAUACACACAGGAGAGAAGCCUUAUAUCUGUGAUCAGUGUGGGAAGAGCUUCAAUCGUUCAGGAGCCCUGACUACACACCAGCGCAUACACACAGGAGAGAAGCCUUAUAGCUGUGAUCAGUGUGGGAAGAGCUUCAAUCAUUCAGGAGCCCUGACUAGACACCAGCUCACACACACUGGAGAGAAACCUUACUCUUGUCUAUGUGGAAAGAGCUUUGCUCGUUCAGGGUCACUGAAACAACACCAGAAAGCAUCUCCCUCCUACAGCACCGGUUACAGAUCUCUAAAUGAAGUUACAAUAGAAAACAUCUUGUAAAGAGUCAUCCAUCUCCCAUUCGCUAACAGUUUACUAAGUCUUAUUUCCAUGGUAACAUGUGUAGAUAAUAUGCAGCUCUGGGUCUAUAUGUAUCAAGCGUCUUGGAGUAGGAGUUCUGUGUGUGGUGGGGUGGUGGGGGUGGGGGGUUCAGAGCU